CCCAAAUUAUCCCAAUGGCCGACUCUAACACAUCUAAUCCACCUACCGAACCUACCAUCUACAAGUUUGUUAGUCCCAAGACUCAAGGUUAUCUCAGAGCAGCAGCAAAGCACAGAGCCGAACAAGAAAACUCUCAAACCAACAACAUGUCUAACGAGCAGACCUUCAUUGCCAUCAAGCCCGAUGGAGUCCAGCGUGGACUCGUCGGCCCAAUCAUCAGCCGCUUCGAGGCUCGUGGUUACAAGCUGGCUGCCAUCAAGCUGUGCACUCCUGGCAAGGAGCACCUCGAGAACCACUACUCGGAUCUCUCCACCAAGCCUUUCUUCGCUGGCCUCGUUGAGUACAUGAACUCUGGCCCAAUCUGCGCCAUGGUCUGGGAGGGCCGUGAUGCUGUCAAGACCGGCCGCACUCUCCUCGGUGCCACCAACCCCUUGGCAUCCGCCCCCGGCACCAUCCGCGGCGACUACGCCAUCGAUGUCGGACGCAACGUCUGCCACGGCUCCGACAGCGUCGAGAACGCCAAGAAGGAGAUCGCUCUCUGGUUCAAGCCUGAGGAGGUCAUCUCCUGGACCUCGGCCCAGGCCGCUUGGGUCUACGAGAAGUAGAUGCGCGAUCCCCGUGCUCUGCUUUCCCUAGAAAAGUAUAAUCUUUCAAAUGACCGUUGGACGUAGAUAGAACGAAUCAUGAAAAUUAUCAAGGGUGCUAUGCUGUUCAAUAUGAGAUGUGAUAGUGUUAUUAUGUUAUGGUGUAGUUGUUAGUUGUUAUGUGUGAG
Molecule: messenger RNA, 772 nt
Organism: Pseudogymnoascus verrucosus
Lineage: Eukaryota; Fungi; Ascomycota; Leotiomycetes; Thelebolales; Thelebolaceae
Gene: NDK1
Product: nucleoside diphosphate kinase
Exons: 8
Coding region: 15-605 (196 amino acids)
Biological process (GO): CTP biosynthetic process; UTP biosynthetic process; GTP biosynthetic process
Molecular function (GO): nucleoside diphosphate kinase activity
Source: RefSeq, a predicted model, not a curated record